Micromonas commoda is the source of this 3759-nucleotide messenger RNA. RefSeq lists its product with no specific name. The transcript has a single exon. Gene Ontology annotation, biological process: signal transduction. The coding region runs from base 1 to 3759 and encodes 1252 amino acids. Lineage: Eukaryota; Viridiplantae; Chlorophyta; Mamiellophyceae; Mamiellales; Mamiellaceae. The record is from RefSeq and is a predicted model, not a curated record. Gene Ontology annotation, molecular function: 3',5'-cyclic-nucleotide phosphodiesterase activity.
AUGCGACGCGACGACCGCGACGAUGAUGCCGAGGAAACGCUCGUGACCGUCAGGGUGGACCCGCAGCCCGCGGGCGAGCCCAGGACGCCGCCCAGACAGAUGGGCGUCGGGACCCAGAUGCGCCUGCUGCAAUCCGCGGGGAAAAGUCUCACCCCGGGCAAGUACCCCGCGCUCGGCUCCGCGUCCCCGCGCCCCAAGCUCCUCUCGCAGCGAUCGCUCGGGGCGUCGAGCGUCGGCGGCAGAUCCAUCGCGCACUCCCCGAGCCGAUCCCGCCGGGGAUCCGCGCGCGCGUUUCCGCGGUGGUGGUGCGUCACCGACCGCGUUCGCCGCGACGUCAUCGCCGUCAUCGACGCCGCCCCAUCGCAGCGCCUCCUCUUCCUCGCCAUACUCCUCGCGCUCUUCCUCGCCGACGUCGCCGCGUGCGUCUCGGCGCCGGACGAAGCCGACGUUCCAAUCGCGAUCGUCAUGUGCGCGUGCCUUGUCGUCAUAACCGCCGAGUUUCUCGCCAACACGACGUGCCGGGAUAACUACGCGUGGUCCUUCUUCUUCUGGAUGGACCUCGCGGGCACCGUCGCCAUCGUCGCCGACGUGGCGUGGCUCUCAGGGGGAUGGCUCGACGGAACCUCGACGGUGGGCAUGGGCGCCACGCUUCGAGCCGCCAGGGCCGCCAAGUACGGCGCACGCGCUGGGAAAGACCUGGCGGCGGUGAUUCAGUGCGUGCGCAAGUUCAGGUCGUUCCGGCUGUUCCGGCCGCACGCGGAAAACGCGGAGAGGAGGUACACGAAGGGGUCCUCCAAGGAGAGGGACGAGAGGGGCGGCGACGCGAUGUCAUCCAGUCGCAUGGCUCGGGACCUGCGGGACGCCGUCUCCAAAAACGUCGCCGUGAUCGUCAUCCUCACCGUCUUCGCCGCGCCUUUGCUCGCGUGGAACGACAGCGACACCAUACCCGCGGCGUACCACGAUUCCAUCACCGCCGUGGCGGACGUCGUCGGCGUCGGCGAUUCCAAAAUCACCGAAUCCGUCGCGAGCGGAUUCUUUGAUUUCUUCGCCGGGUCCGAGCGGAAACCCGUGGCGCUCACGUUCGGUAACCGCACGUGGGACUGGUCCGGCACCUUUCCGCGGUCCGGUCGGAGCUCCGACCACCUCGUGCUGGCCAGCGGCGACUGCGGCGGGGACGUUAACAACACCGGCGGAGCGUGCGUGGUGACAGAGCUGGAUAUCCGGCUGGUUAACAGGUGGACCGCGUUCCUCAACAUCGGCCUGACGCUAUUCGUCGUCUUCGAGCUCGUCCUCGUCAGCGCGCUGUUGACGCGUGUCACGAACAGGCUCGUGGUGGACCCCCUGACGCGCGUGUUUGCCAACAUUCGGCGCAACAUGGACCGAAUCAUGGGCGUCUUGGAAUCCGGCAAGAAGAGACAAUCGCUCAAUUUUGACGACUCGUCGUCCGACGACGACGUCGACUCCAUGACCCACUUCGAGGCCACGAUAGAGAAGAUGUCCCGGUUGUUAACCCACGUCGCCGGAUCGGGCGCGCAGGGCAGCCACGUGUUCAACGAGUACCUGAACGACGAGAACGUCGACGACAACACCCGGGCCUGGCUCACCGACAUGAAGGGAGCCGGGGGGACGGUCAACACCAAGCCUACCGCCCCGGGCCGACCGGCGGACCCGGAGAAGCGUAAGAGCCUCGGCAUCGAGAUACCCUCGCCAUCCGCGAUUCGCAAGAAGAGCGGAAGCGCGGGAACCACGCCGACGCGCCCGGCGGUGAAGAGGAGCCUCAGCUUCAAGACCAUGGUGGGCAUGGCGGAUCCCUCGACCAAGUACCUCGCGAGUGGCGACCCCGAGGCCGGAGCCCCGUCGCCGGUGGACAAGCCGACGAGCCCGCCGCGGGGCAUCUCCGUCCACGCCGUCGCCCUCGAGGCGGCGGCGGCUUCGAAGCGUCUCUCCAACCACUCCGACGUCACCGACGAAACGGACGACGAAGACGAGUUCACGAGGAUUCCCGCGGGACCCGAGCUGCAGAUGCGACAGAAGCGGCAGCGCUCUCGCGCGCGCGCUCUCAACGCCGCCGCGGCGCUCGCCGCCGCGGAGGAACUCGCGAUUGACCUCCCGGACGUCGACCGCGACCUGAUCAACACCUGGGACUUCGAUUCGCUGGCGAUGACCUCCGAGGAGAUCCGCGCGCACGUGCUCUUGAUGUUCGGGUCUCUCGGGCUGCUCCGCGUGGAUUGCGAGACCCCUGCGCACAACAGCGUGGACUCUGACGCCGCCGCCGCGGAGGGUUUUUGCACCCCCCUCGCGCUGUGGAACUUCGUCGCGCGGAUAGAGACGGGAUACAACGACAACCCGUACCAUAACUUCCGUCACGCCGUGGACGUGACGCACACCGUGUACCGAUACGUGACCAUAACCGAACCCCGCACACACGUCACGCACGUGGAGAAGUUCGCCCUACUGGUCGCGGCGCUGUCGCACGAUCUGGACCAUCCCGGCGUGAACAACGCCUUCCUCGUCAACACCAAAGACAGGCUCGCGACCCUGUACAACGACAGCAGCGUUCUGGAAAACUCCCACAUCGCGUUCCUGUACGACCUCAUCGCGACGCGGCAGACCCGGCACGCCGCCGUGGCGACCCGUCGCCCCAAACCCGGCGCGCUGCCGAGGAGCGACACGCACAUCGGAAACGCGAGGGACACGCGACGAUCCAGUCCCUCCGUGUGCGUGUCGUCAGAUAAGAGUGGUAUCGAAGCAGCCCCGGGUGCCUUCCCCGAGCCGGGCGCCAACGACGAGGCGAAUAUCUUCGCCGCUCUCGACGACUCCCUCUACCGCGAGGUCCGUCGCAUCAUCAUCGCGACCGUUCUUCACACCGACAUGUCCCACCACUUCAAGAUGGUGUCCCAGAUGGAGGUGUUCUACGAGCUUCACAGCGAGGGCAUCGCCGCGAACACCCGCCGGGUGAAGCGGGGUAUCAUGGUGGACUGCAUAUACAAGAAGGAGGAGGACCGUCAGUUCCUGCUCAACGUCAUCCUGCACGCCGCGGACAUCAGCAACCCGGUCAAGCCCCUCGACAACUACGGCAAGUGGUCCUAUCGGGUCGUCAAGGAGUUUUUCGAGCAGGGCGACGCCGAGCGCGAGCUCGGGAUGACCGUCUCGCCCAUGAUGGACUCGGCCACCGUCAAUCUGGCGAUGUCGCAGAUCAACUUCAUCGAGUUUGUCGUCGCGCCGCUGUAUGCCGUGUUCGGCCGGCUGUUCCCCGAGACGUCCACCACGCUCGCGAGGCUCGUGAACAACAGGAUGCACUACCAGGCGCUGCUCGAGAGGGAACUCGACGAAGUUGAACCCGCCGGCGCGAAGAACCGCGCAGGGUUUGUCGAUGGUGCCACGCCGCCCCCGCCCGGCGCUCACGCGGGCGAGGGUAAAACCCCGGAGGAGCGCUCGAAAGAGCGGGCGACGACGCGCGCGAGGUUCCGGGGUAUGGUCGAGAAGCACGGGAUACGCCACGGCGCCGCGGGCGGUCUCCUCGGUGACUCGCCGCCGUUUCGCAUCCUGAUGGACGCUCGAACAGACGCGCCGCUCCCGCCGGCGCUCACGCUCGAGGCGGACGGCUGGCUUCGAAGGCGCUCGACGGACGGCGAGGACGGCGGGGGCGGGGGCGGGGCGGCGGCGGCGUCGUCGUUCGGUUCUAGACGCGGGAGCGCGUCGUCGAGUAACACCGCGGAUGGUCGGAGCAGGAUGAACUCGAGCUCGAGCUCGAAGUGA